Molecule: messenger RNA, 1213 nt
Organism: Rhododendron vialii
Lineage: Eukaryota; Viridiplantae; Streptophyta; Magnoliopsida; Ericales; Ericaceae
Product: serine/threonine-protein kinase Aurora-3
Exons: 6
Coding region: 90-965 (291 amino acids)
Biological process (GO): mitotic spindle organization; regulation of cytokinesis; protein phosphorylation
Cellular component (GO): spindle pole centrosome; spindle microtubule; chromosome passenger complex
Molecular function (GO): ATP binding; protein kinase activity
Source: RefSeq, a predicted model, not a curated record
CCCCAGAAAGUUUUGAAUGCCAAAACUUCCCCCCAUUCUCCCAAAUCCUCGAUUGUUCUGUUCCGAUUUGUCGAUAAUCCCAGCCAAAAAUGGCAUCUCUAAUUCGACGACAAAAUCAACAACACCAAAAACAGGCUCAGAAACAGUGGUCGUUGCAAAACUUCGAGAUCGGAAAACCCCUUGGCAAAGGCAAAUUCGGCCGCGUAUACCUCGCUCGCGAACUCAAGAGCAAGUUCAUAGUGGCGUUGAAGGUGAUAUUCAAGGAGCAGAUAGAGAAGUACAAGCUGCACCACCAGCUGAAGAGAGACAUGGAGAUCCAGACCAAUCUCCGACACCCUAACGUGCUCAGGUUGUACGGAUGGUUCCACGAUGACGACCGGAUCUACUUGAUCUUGGAGUACGCACAUGGAGGUGAGCUCUUUCGCCAGCUCCGAAAGACCGGCCAUCUUGGCGAGAGACAGGCCGCCACGUACAUUGCAAGCCUUACACAAGCGUUGGCGUAUUGUCACGAGAAGGAUGUGAUUCACCGGGAUAACAAGCCAGAGAAUUUGUUGCUUGAUCAUGAGGGUCGUCUGAAGAUUGCAGACUUUGGGUGGUCUGUUCAAUCCAGAAGCAAGAGACACACCAUGUGUGGAACUCUGGACUAUCUAGCACCAGAAAUGGUGGAAAACAAAGCCCAUGACUAUGCAGUUGAUAAUUGGACUUUGAGCGUCCUGUGUUAUGAGUUCUUAUUUGGCGUCCCUCCAUUUGAGGCCGAGAGCCAAACUGAUACAUUCAGAAGGAUUAUGAAGGUUGACCUCAGCUUCCCUUCCACCCCUCAUGUUUCAUCGGAAGCUAAAAAUCUCAUUAGCCGGCUUCUUGUGAAGGACUCAUCCAAAAGGCUGUCGCUUCAGAAGAUCAUGGAGCACCCUUGGAUAAUUAAAAAUGCUGAUCCAUCGGGUACCUGCUCUAAAUUCAAUCCUUAGAUGACCUUUGAACCUUGAAUGACUGAGGAAUCUGCUUAGUUUAUUAUUGUUUAUUUAACAUAGUAGGGCAGCAAAAGUGUGACUACUUACUAGAGUUCAGCUUCUAGCCCCUAAUUCUGAGCACUCCAAAUGUUAGCAGAAUGUAACUGGAGAUUGAUAGAUGAAGGGAGAAUGGUCAUGUUUUUCAACUACACACUCUACAGAACUUCCUUUUUGAGAACUGAAAAUAUUUGGAAACAACCAGAUUU